Molecule: messenger RNA, 780 nt
Organism: Purpureocillium takamizusanense
Lineage: Eukaryota; Fungi; Ascomycota; Sordariomycetes; Hypocreales; Ophiocordycipitaceae
Exons: 2
Coding region: 1-780 (259 amino acids)
Source: RefSeq, a predicted model, not a curated record
AUGAUCAGCGCAUCGCCAGAAUACGCCAUAACGAAGCCCCCGGGGAUGGCGCACCACCUGUCGCGCAAGCGGGACAGGCCGUUGCGGACCUACGGCAAGCGGUCGACCGCGACGCCUGAGCCGCGCGGCGAGCCACCGACCAAGCGGGCGCGGACUGAGGACAAGGAACCGGAAACAAAGGCAUCGGAGUCACCGGCGGAAACGCCAGAAAGCUCCGCCGGCAAUGACUCCAGGCCGCACAAGGAGGUGGCCGCGAGGAGGGCCCCGUCGAUCCUAAACUACUUCAAGCCGGUGCCUCGACCCCAGGAAGCGUCGCCGCCGAGGCAACGGGCGGAAAGCGCAGAUGCAGAACCCGCGCAGGCCAGACCAAAGAGGAGGACACGGCUGCUCCGGAUCCGGGCCACGUCCUCGCCGCUGAGUGACGCCGUCGAUGCAGAAGCGCGCCCGCCAGCAAUCGAUAGCAGUGGUGACGGACACGGCGACGGACGCGGCAGGACAGCGGACGGCGCCGACGAGCACAGCCCGGGCAGAGGCCCGCUGCACGACGGGGGCGAGAACCUCGUCAACCAGGCCCGGCCGGAGGACGUCGCGGCCAAGGUUGGCGCCAGGGCCCGGCCGCCGACGGUGCAGACGACGCUCAACAUCUCGGCGCAGGCGGCCUUUGCAGAGUGCAAGGUGUGCGACACGGUGUGGAACCCGCUGUACCCGGACGACGUCAAGUACCACGCGAAGCGCCACGCGGCGGUGGCCAAGGCCAAGAGGAAGGGCGACGGGCUGUAG